CUUCACCCCGCCUGCUCUUCUCUGCAGUAACUGGGGCCUGUAGGCGCUCUAUAGACGUAUCUGCGCGACUGCACUUCACUUGUAGAUAUACUACCGCUCCUACUAAUUACUAACCGCGCAGUCUGAGGCCACAUAAUCAACAUUCAAACUCUACUUCAACCAGUCUGUCAUAUCACGCUCCGCUGCGAAUCUAUGGACAUCGCCACACAAGUGCAUCAUGACAAGAGUACAUCCUGCGCGCCCGACACACGCGCCACGGCGCAGCAUCACGCUUGAGCAGUCGCGAGCUGCGCUGAAGAAGAAGAAGCCGUACAAGAUCGUGCUAGAAGCCGUCACGCAAGAGAAGAAGAAGCUUCACUCGAUCCUGACAUAUGCCUCAAAUGCACCCACAGGGUUUGGCUUUAUUCCUGCCGGACACCCGGACUUCACAGAAUGGUGCAAAGAGCAGUGCCGACAGCGCAACCUUGACGUGCACAUUGUUUCGGCGAAACCGAAGAAUAAGAUGCAUACAGACCCCGAGAAGUUGUCGCACCACGUCCACCGAGUUGGGCAUCAUUUCCCCCUCGAAAUCAUCCAGCUGGCAUGCAGCAAGUUUGGCUACACAUAUGAUGAAGCGCAUGGCCUUCGAAAGGCCAGAGCCCGCGACAGGACAAAUUGGAUUGCUCAACGUGUGGAGGACUAUUCGUCGCGGCAGCUUCUUCAUGGACGUCCUACUACGGAGAAAGAAACCAAGGACUAUAUUCACGGUGCUGUUCGGGAGAUGUUCCCCAAAAUUCCCGAAGCAGACUUGUCGUCCAUUGUCAACCAUGCGUUCCAAGAGGGAACGAACAGGGUAGGUAAUGCGAAAGAACUCUCGUUGGCUCGUAGAGUUCAACUUGCUGUCGUCGCUCAUAUCCGCCAUACUUAUACAGACUAUGACAAGCUCCUCAAAUCUGGUGGUUGGAUGGAAGCCAGGUCGAAAGUGGAGCAUGUCUCCCUUGCCAAGCUCAAAGAGUGGCGAGACGAGGCCGGCGAGCAGAGCAAUGAAGUCGAGGAGACUUUCCGCGAGGUCAUUGUUCUUGACGAUGACGAUGAUGUGUCUAGCGACGAUGGUUCGCUUUCCACUCCUGAUGAACGUGAACAGAGCAUGGAGAUCGUGUCUAGUCGUGCCACUGCACGAGACUUACAGCCCGAGCGCUAUGCUGACUAUCCACGCAUCGAUGUUCAUAAUAGGAGACAAGUACCAAGAAGAACCAUUGUUGUUCAGCCUUAUACCCCGGCCCCCCGGCCUACCACUUUGUCUGGAACCUCACAUAGUCGCCCUGUCCUACAACAGUCUUAUCGGCCGGCUCGCCAAUUCAUACCCAAUCCCGAGUCACGUCCGCCGUCGCUGGGUGAGGCAUUCCAACUCGCUCAUAGUAGGCCAGUGGAUUCGCGAACGAGACCCGCAGCAUCUCAGGCUGGUCCGAGAAGCGCGCCCGUCAUGAUGGAUGGGCGACUAUAUCACCUCCAACCCAUUGGUGAUUCUCGUGGUCGUCCAAGGGUAGAGUAUGAUUCUCCGCGCCGCGUCGCUCCACAGCGCGCGCCAGAAGGAUAUGUACAACCCCAAUCUCGACUCAGUCCUUUUGACAGGCCACCAGCACACACCAGACGUCCUUCAGAACAGGAUGUUGUUCUUCCUUCUGUUGAGCGUGAGACUGUCGAUCUGACCUCACCACGACAUGCUGCAGAGAGUCAAUGGCCUUUCCAAGACCAAAAUACUCCAUCCAGAGCAUGUCCUGAGUUGCACUCUUCCAAACGGAAAGCUUUUCCUACUUUCUCAGACAAUAGAGAAGCUCCAUUUGAUCAGAACAGCAAGCGACUGAGACCGGUGUAUCGCGAGGAUGAGGUGUAUUCCCGCGCAACCACCUACCAAGGCGGCCCGCCUCAACCGCUCUCAUAUCACUCCAUGGAUACGCGCAAUCGUCCCGGGGCACAACUUCCACAACAGGUUAUAGAUCUAACAUCUAGUCCACACCGACCUCCUUCCAGCGGCAGAGGUCCACAUCUGCCUGUCCGGUCAUAUCCGAUUGACCCCAAUGGUUAUACAUACAUCCCUAUGCCAGCUCGCCGAUUGCCUAUGCGCGAGGUGAGAGGUACACAUUAUGAAGUACCCGCUGAGGAGGCGACUCGUGCUUACAUGCCUGAUAAUAGGAUGUAUGAGAGACGCGCUCCACUAGCCCAUGACUACGUUCCUUUGAGAGAUGAGCGACCGCGUAUUGAAGACCAGGAUGCUCGGUAUUUGAGAAACGGAGUGAAAUACGGCGGUUAGUAGUUGCACUGAGUUGGAACAUGACUACGAUCGGAGGAGUUAUUACGGAUUUCUUACGGACGAUACCCUUUUCCUUGUGUUUAUCCUAUCUCGCAUCCUCGAGAACGAUUGUUCUCCUUGGGUCUAGCGUUUCUAGCAUCUUGCUUCACUUCAUAGCGUAGUGGCAUCUUGGGGACUUAGGGAUGGAAUGCCUGGGCGUGGUUUAAACAUGCAUCAAGGCAAACUUGUAUGAAGCAUGGUCAUUGGCUAUUGGCUGAGGAACGGAUAGAUAGCCACGAGUGCACUUCCUUCAACACGAAGAUACAUCAAAGGCGAUGACAUGACGCCUUAUAGAAUACAAUAGACUUGCAUUACACUUG
Cucurbitaria berberidis CBS 394.84 is the source of this 2649-nucleotide messenger RNA. RefSeq lists its product as uncharacterized. The transcript is spliced from 6 exons. Bases 218 to 2290 code for a protein of 690 amino acids. The record is from RefSeq and is a predicted model, not a curated record. Lineage: Eukaryota; Fungi; Ascomycota; Dothideomycetes; Pleosporales; Cucurbitariaceae.